Molecule: messenger RNA, 778 nt
Organism: Andrographis paniculata
Lineage: Eukaryota; Viridiplantae; Streptophyta; Magnoliopsida; Lamiales; Acanthaceae
Exons: 3
Coding region: 297-512 (71 amino acids)
Source: RefSeq, a predicted model, not a curated record
UUAAUAAAUAAGUUUAUGAAAUUGCUCUAGUCUGUGCAACCAUAGAGGAGGUGGUAUCAAACAAAUCAAUCUAUAAAACUCCCCAACCACUCGAAGAAUUUGGCAUUGACUGGAAUUUCCCAUCAGCCUUAUUAACCCACUCAAAUCCUUCCUUGCAUUUGUAGGAAUCAAUUGGAAGGAAGGAAGGAAGGAGAAGCGGUGUUAGUUUACCAUACGGAGGAGUGGAGGAGAGUGGCUGAGUAAUUGCCAUUGGUUUCCAUCGUGGAAGAAGGGAUUUCUGUAACUGUCCCGGAAGAAUGAAGUUUUGGGACUGGUACUUGAAGAUAUCAAUUUUUUCGGCCUUCAUCGGAGGUUCCAUGGAGCUUUUCAUGAUCAAAUCUGGUUUCUAUGAAAAAGUGACAGUUUUAGAGGCAGAGAAGAGGGCAUGGGAGAGUACACCUGAAGCUCUGGCCAUGCGGGAAGCUCUCAAUCCAUGGAGACACCGUGACGGUGGUGGUGGUGGUGAAGAUUAGCAGCAGCAAGCGAAAACCAUAUCCAUAUGUGCCUAUUCUUUUUGGCAGAUUUCAAAUUGAGGCGUAGCAAGCAGCAUUUCUUACUAUACUUUUCAAGAAAUCCAAGGCUAGGCUAGGCUACAUCUUUAUAUUAUACUCUGACUCUGAAUGUUGUGGACUCAUGAUUAUAAUGUUUAAGAUUAGUUGGUGUUGUAUUGGCAGAGGCAAUGAUGAUUGUUGUAUUUAAGUUUCUUUGUUUUAUUCUGUGGCAAUCUUUUCCUUGGAUG